GGAUCAGUUGACGACGAAUUGGUGGCAAAGAAGCACGAUGUUUCGUUUCGGUGUACGCGGGAAGUCGGUUGGUGUCGACAGCAUCGAGAGAUGUCUCGAAUUACUGGGAAAUAUAAGGGAAUCGUCAGGACUGGCGACGAUUUCCAAGAUCCACCCGAGUCGUGUCGCUUCGGGGCCACUUUCCAAUUGUUUGAUCGAUUCCGAAGCACGCUCAAAUAGGAAUGAAGAUUGCCGUUCAGCGUCGACGACUACGCCGGCGUCGGAACCGAGGAAGACUUGCCUGUACGACCUUCACGUGGAAAAUCUAGGAAAGAUCGUCAAUUUUUCUGGAUGGCUGCUACCAGUUCAGUAUCAGGAAGCCAUAGCUGCGUCCCAUCAGCACACGAGGACUUUCGCCUCGUUGUUCGACGUUGGUCACAUGAUGCAAACACAAAUUUCUGGUAAACAUGCCACCGAAUUCUUGGAGUCCCUCACAACCAGCGAUUUGAAAAAUUUGGGGAAAGGAUGCGCCGUGCUGACGUUGUUCACCAACGAGAACGGUGGUAUUCUAGACGACUUGAUCAUCACCAAGGACGACGAUAACAAGUACUUCGUGGUGUCGAAUGCUGGAAGAAGAGACGAAGACUCGCGGUUGCUCGUCGAACAACUGAAAGAUUUCAAGUCCCGAGGGAAAACGGUGGACAUAGAGUUCCUGGAUCCUCUAGAGCAAGGUCUGAUUGCGCUCCAAGGGCCCACCGCGGCAACAGUUCUUCAAACGCUGGUGAAGAUCAACUUGAAGAAGCUAAGAUUCAUGAACAGCGUGGAAACUGAAGUAAUGGGAAGCAGAAUCAGAGUGUCGCGUUGCGGAUACACUGGAGAGGAUGGGUUCGAAAUUUCAAUGCCUGCCAAAAUUGCCAACGACCUUACUCGGAAGCUCUUGGAGACGCCUGACACGAAGUUGGCUGGACUAGGAGCUAGAGACAGUUUAAGGCUGGAAGCUGGUCUUUGCCUGUAUGGACACGACAUCGACGAGACUACUACUCCAGUUGAGGCAGGACUUACUUGGCUUGUGUCUAAAAGAAGAAAGGAGGAAGCAAACUUCUCCGGUGCUUUGAGGAUACUAUCGCAAAUCGAGGUGGGUCCCACGAGAAAACGUGUGGGCCUGAUGCUUGGAAACAGUCCACCAGCCAGAGAAGGAGCGGUGAUUUUGACUCCUGCGGGUGAACGCGUGGGUAAAGUCACUUCCGGUGGGCCCAGUCCGACUCUCGGUCGACCCAUUGCCAUGGGUUACGUGCCCCCAGAGUUGGCACAGUAUGGCGGUGGAGUGCUGGUUGAAGUUCGAGGGAAGACUUACAAAGCUACAGUGACGAAGAUGCCUUUCGUAAAGACGAACUAUUAUACGCCUAAAUGAUAAACAAGCACUUCCGUUUCGCAUACGCACGAAACCGAAAUUCAUCCAUUAAUGGAAGUUAGAUUUUUUAGACUUUCUAUUUCACUUUCGUGAGUAUACAGUGGGUGUAGAAAGAAUGUAUUCGUACACCGAUCAAUUUCCCAAAAAACUUUUGUGUGAAAUUGUAGUUUCUUAACUUCUCUUUUUUAUAGUCAAUGAUAUUUUACAUAUUAUCGGAAGUCUCUAAGAUAGAUAUAGACUAUACAACAUUUACUAGUUAAUAUAAUUUAUGAAAUUAACAAAAAAUAUGCGAAAAGUGGGUAAAAGUGGGUAGAAGCAAUAAGUAUUUGUACGGUUCUUAUGACGAAUCAUUUACAGUAGAGUUUGUAACGUAAACACAUUAGUUUGUUGCACCGUACGAAUGAGAAAACAUCAAAUUUCCAGGAAACUACUUUUGAAAAUGGCUCUAAUAGAGGAAUUGAAGAAGAUCCCACUUCUUAAUAACUUCUAACUAAUAAUUUAGUUAAUUUAAUGAUUAGAAGAGUUGCAAUAAUUGUAAAAUCAAAAGGAAAUCCCACGAAGGAAGUAUUAUAUACUUGUAAAUUAAUGUAAAUUUCUUUUUUUUUUAAUGAAGUUUUAAAAAUUAAACAGUUAUACGAAUACUUUUUUUUUUUUUUUUUUUUGGGCGGGUGGAAAAACCUUCAUAGGCACCGAGCGCCGGUGGACGAUGCCAGCGUCCGGUAGUGUGAGAUUCCUACUCACUAAAAAACCACCCGCUUCCCACGUUAGCCCCCCGGACCAGACCUGCUUUCGCAUAACAACAGUCCGUGGGCGUGGCAACUAGGCCCCGUUAGGGCCUCCGCCGGUCGGAUAGAACCGAAGCUAGGGGGAGCCCGGAGUAUCAUCCAGGCAUCCCUCCUCUCUCUUGCGACGCAGCACACGCUCCACGUAGUGCGCGACCGCUUCCCAUUCGGUCGGCCCCCGCAGCAUCACCCCCACGAUGUUGUCGGGGGUGACGUCUCCUACGAGGGCGCCGAGAUCUACCUUAUCUCUGGCGAAGCGGUCACACACGAAGAACGUAUGGAGCGCGUCGUCCCUUGCUGCGUCGCAAUACCGGCAUCCCGGGGAUCCGACCUUGCCCAUCCUCGACAGGUACGUACGGAAGUACCCGUGGCCUGUGAGGAACUGGGUGAGGUAAAAAUUCACCUCACCAUGGGUCCUGGAUAUCCAGAUGGCCAGAUCCCCUAUAUACGAAUACUUAUUGCUUCAAUAUUUCUAUCGAUUAAUUGUUUUUUCUUGUUAAUUUCGCAACUUACAUAAAUAACUAUAUUUUUUUUGUUACUCUAUCUAUUCUAGAGAUUUCCGAGAAUAUGUAGAAUGUCAUGGUUUAUAAAAAAUAAGUAAAUAAAUUACAAUUUUACAUAGUUUUUUUUUGGAAAUUGAUCGGUGUACGAAUACUUACACCCACUGUAGGUAUUAUCAGCAGUUUCGUAAACACAAUUACGUUUGGACUAUCAUUAAUUAUAUGUAAUUGCAAGUCACUUUAGUAAUAAUUCGAAUAAUACAUACAAUUAGAUAUAGUCCAAAUAAUAUUACAUUUGGCUUUCUUCACUUUCAUCUAAAAUAUCUUGCCUAUGUUUUGGUAAUAAUCUAAUUAAGAUUUAAUGCGAAAUAGAAAAAUUUUUGUAAAAAGAUCGAUUCCUAAAAACAAAGUGCUACCCUGUAUGGACAUGUGAAAACGAGCAAUACUGUUUCUUGUAAUCGAGUAAUAUAACUCUACUGGUAAGACUGUAGAAAAAUUUAGAUUUUAUUUAGAUUUAGUUAGUUAUUGUAAAUUACAAUCACUUUUUUACCAUACUGUACUACGUUAGUCUAAUGUAAAAUAAUUUUUGGAAAAAAAAUAUAUCCGACUUCGAAAAAAUAUAAAAAUUGCGCUAAAAAGUAUGAAAUAAUUUCUAGUUAAUUGAUAUGAAUACUCACCAGUUCUAGAUAUAAUUGCUUAAAAGUACGAAAUAAUUUCUAUUUGCUUUAUAUUAAAUUAUGUU
Molecule: messenger RNA, 3414 nt
Organism: Hylaeus volcanicus
Lineage: Eukaryota; Metazoa; Arthropoda; Insecta; Hymenoptera; Colletidae
Product: aminomethyltransferase, mitochondrial
Exons: 5
Coding region: 38-1390 (450 amino acids)
Biological process (GO): glycine catabolic process
Cellular component (GO): mitochondrion
Molecular function (GO): aminomethyltransferase activity; protein binding
Source: RefSeq, a predicted model, not a curated record